Messenger RNA from Oppiella nova, 1248 nucleotides. The record is from the annotation of a GenBank genome assembly. Lineage: Eukaryota; Metazoa; Arthropoda; Arachnida; Sarcoptiformes; Oppiidae.
AUGAAAUACAUCAUUUGUUUCAUUCGAGUGGUGCUCCGGCACCGGGAGAUACCGAGUUUGCUAGACUCCAAGCCCACCACCCUGGCCACACACAAAACGUAUUAUGAUUUGAGCGGUGGUGAGCCCUUAUUCGCACCGUUCGGUCCCUUACUUCAGGGCGAGAAUAUGCGGCCGAACGCAGUGUUGCGGACAAUGUCUGCCGAAAACAGCACUCAUUUGAGCGCUUUAUUCAAAAAAUCAUUGGAAGACAAACAGAGAGUGAAUGACAUGUUCAACGAGUUUAAGGCAAAGUUCCACAAGACUUAUGCGGAUGAGUCGGUUGACGGGGAAAGGGAGCAGAUAUUCGCGAGGAAUAUGUGGCGAGUGUUUGAGCACAACGUGGAGGCCAUGAACGGCAAGUCCUCAUACACUCAACACAUCAACCGAUUCGCGGACAUGACUGAGGAGGAGAUCAUCGAUCAGUUCGGCUUUCGGUNUAGCAUAGAAUCAAUUGCAGUCAAAAAUAUGUGUAUGUCGUCGACAACGAAAGCCUUCAUAAUCUAUAACAAUGACUUCUAUGGUGGGUGCGGUUCGUGUACUCUGUUCGCAGCGGCAGGACUGGUGGAGACCUAUUGGGCCCGAUUGGGACACGGAGUCCAACCCCUGAGUCCGCAACAGAUGAUCGACUGCUAUCCCGACCCCGACUACAACGUGUGCGACAGAGGCGCCGCCUUUCAGCCCAUUUACGACUAUAUUAGGGAUAAGGGACUCACAUCUUGGGACGAGUAUCCCUACCAGGCCAAGAAAAAUGGGUGCGAUAGGGACCGGGAGGGCCGGACUGUGGCCCGAAUAAACGGGUGGAAUUGGGUGGCGGGCGGUGGCAAUGAGGGGGCCCUCCAUUUGGCGGUUCAAGAUCACGGCCCGUCCGCUAUAGCCAUACACGCGUCCGACUCGUGGGCCAGUUAUAGACAGGGUAUAUACGACGGCCCCUGCGAUGGGGACACCAAUCACGCGGUACUUGUGGUGGGCUAUGGCUAUGAUAAGGCCUGGAAUCAGAACUUUUGGAUCGUGAAGAACUCGUGGGGAGAGGGGUAUGGAGACAAGGGAUACGUCUAUAUGCGCAAGGAUGCCGGCAAUAGGUGCAAAGUCGCCGAUGAAUGUGUCCAGGUGUCUUAAAGCUAAUGAAGUUGCUGUCUCAAAUAAGACAUAUCCAUACGUUUGUAAUGUUGAAAAAAGUUUCAGCAAUAAAAUAUCUUUUUGGAAUCUAAA